GGGCGGGGAAAGGCGCUGCCUUAACUCCCCGCCUCCCUCCAGGACUCAGCCUCGGGCUGUGCGGUCGAAGCCUCCGGUGCAGCUCUCCUCCUGCCCGGGCUGCCUGGGUGGCCGCCGUCCAGAGCUGCGGUGGCCCCCAUUCCCCCCAGUGUGCGCUCUAAGGCUGCCGCCGGCGCUCCGUCCAGCGCACCGGGGGUGCUUCUGGCCUCGGACUGGGACCUGGACUUGACUCGGGGAGGCUAAAGCUCUGGCCAGUGGUUCUGCGCGCUGGCUGCGAGAAAGGAGACUGACGGACUGACAGACGUCCCCACAGGCAGACUGACGUCCGAGACCGCAGCCUCGCCGGAGGGGACGGCCCCCUGGCCCCAGCGUUCGCCCGCUCAUACCGGGGAGUGAAGACGACGGCUGGAGGCUGCGCCUGACCUGCUCCAGUGAGGGCGGCGCUGCUCAGCCCCGAGCGCAAGGAGGGCCCACCUCGGUGGGGGUGACCUCCGGGGGUGGGGGGACUGAAGCUGAGGACUGAGCGAGGACCCCCCCCCCCAAGAGGAGAGAGGUCAGGGAGAAAGCGGCCAAGAUCCGAGCUGGGCCCGGCAGAGGAGCGCAGGAACCGGCCACCAGGAGAAGCAGUGUCCUCUGGAGACUCGCCAUGGAGAAGUGCUUGUGUGCUGUCCUUCUCACUAUGCUGUCUUCUGGCCAGGCCUUCUCUCCUAAUGACACAGAGCCGACCCUGGAGCCCGAGGUCUUCACUGACGCCUCUUCAGAGCGCCAGAAGAUCGUGGAUGCCCAGUUCAAGUGCUUUGAGCGGAUGAAGAGCAAACCCCCCUACAAAAAACCAGGUCUGUUCUGUAACCGCACUUGGGAUGGAUGGCUCUGCUGGGAUGACACACCUGCCGGGAGGGUCUCUGUGCAGAACUGUCCCGACUACUUCCCCGACUUUGAUCCGACAGAACAGGCCUCCAAGUACUGUGAUGAGCGUGGGAACUGGUUCCAACAUCCCGAGAGCAACCGGACCUGGUCCAACUACACAUUGUGCAACUCGUUCACAUCAGAGAAAGUGAAGGUGGCCUACAUCCUCUAUUACGUCGCCAUUGUGGGACAUGCCCUGUCGAUCGUCUCCCUCCUUGGCUCCCUUGGAAUCUUGUUCCAUUUCAAGAGCCUCAGCUGCCAGAGGAUCACACUGCAUAAGAACUUGUUCUUCUCUUAUGUGCUGAACUCUCUCUUCACCAUCAUCCACCUCAGUGCAGUGGUGCCCAAUCCUGACCUCGUGAAAAGAGACCCUGUGGGCUGCAAGGUCCUACAAUUCUUCCACCAGUAUAUGAUGGGCUGCAAUUACUUCUGGAUGCUGUGUGAAGGGAUCUACCUGCACACUCUGAUCGUGGUGGCUGUGUUUGCUGAGGAGCACAGGCUGCAUUGGUACUACCUUCUGGGCUGGGGUUUCCCACUGAUACCGGCCUGCAUUCACGCUGUUUCCAGAACCAAGUUCUUCAACGACAACUGCUGGAUGAGCGUGGACACUCACCUGCUGUACAUCAUACACGCCCCGAUCAUGGCAGCUCUGCUGGUGAAUUUCUUCUUCCUCCUCAACAUCGUGCGGGUGCUGGUGACCAAGCUCCGAGACACUCACCGCGCCGAGUCCAACAUGUACAUGAAGGCCGUGCGGGCCACGCUGAUCCUCGUGCCCCUGCUGGGCAUCCAGUUCGUCGUCAUUCCCUGGCGGCCCGAGAGCAAACUGGCCGGAGAAGUGUACGACUACGUCAUGCACGUUCUCAUGCACUACCAGGGCUUGCUGGUGGCCGCCAUCUUCUGCUUCUUCAAUGGAGAGGUCCAAGGGGCACUGAAGAGGCAGUGGGCACAGUACAAGACUCAGUGGGGUCAGCGGCGAAGGGACCAUUGCUCUACCCGCUCCACCUCCUAUACGGCCACCUCGGUCACCGAGGUCCCUGUUUACCUUUACUCUCCUGAUUCCCACAAUGCACAACUCAAUGGGAAGUUUGCGAUGGAGGACUCGGAGAUCACCGCCCUUCGGGCUGGAGAGGUGUCCACUUGAUUGUUGAGCAAAGGAGGCAAGGCUGGCAUUGCCGCCUUCUCUUUGCCUCUUUCCGUCUCUCGUCCUCUUCCUGACAGACUAGAGAUUCUCCCUUCUGGGAGCAAGUUGGCUGUGUGAAGGAUAUUUCAAUUGAUUUGCAUCUGCACCUGCCCACAGUGAGUGUCUAGGGAAGGGUUAGAAGCAUGUUUGAAUCCACAGCACAGGCUUGGGAAUGGGGAAACACACCACAAUCGUUAUGACUUCUCCCAUCAUCAGUCCAGGACCUAGAAAUGAGCCUGUCAUAGCCAUGCUGAAUAGGGCAAAAAAGCGAGAGGUUUGGGAGACACCUGGAGACACGGACCUAUGUCACUCAUCCCUGAAGGAGUCUCUGUUCUCCUGGCUCUCCUGAUUAAGGCUUCAAACCACAAACUCUCUUUCUGGGAGCACAACGUUGGCCUCAUGGCUAAGCAGUCCAGUCUUCUGGGUUGUGUUGGUGCUUGUGUGGUGCCAUCUAAUGCUAGACAGCAUCUCCUGGGAUGAUUAGGAACAUUCAGUCGUGAACUGCACGUGGGAGUUAGGAAUCAAAGACCUUUCAGACAGGUAAAUGCCAGGUUGGAGCAAAUGGAAAGGACUUGGAUCAAGUCACUGAACGAAUACAUUUUAGCCCUUUUCUAAAAAUGCCUAUAGAGGUACCCACCUUCCAUGAAAAGUUGGGCCUCCAGGAUCUGUGCCCGCCUUAUGGACAGCUCCUCAGGCAUGGUGGGGGACCUUGCCCAAAGCCACAGCUUUCCAGGAAUGGAUGGGCCUCCUCGCUCGGUUCUUGCUUUGUGGACAGCUCUCCGGGUAUAGCAAGGUGCUGUGUUCAGAGCUACAACCUUCCCUGAAAGGAUGGGCCUCCGGGACCCACGCUUGCCUUGCGGUGAGGGCCUGUGUCCAGAGCUGCCACCUUCCAUGAAUGGCUAUUGUCUAGAUUCAUUGCUCUCCCUCCUUGCCUUGCGUGCAGCUCCCCAGGUGCAGUGGAGGACUGGGACCAGAGGUGGUGCUCUCCAUUAAUGGCGGGUAUUGACUCUCCCGCCCCCGCCCCCUUAACAGAAGCUGGCUUUUCCAACUCCCUAAACUCCAGGGUUUGGGAGACAAAGGGGCGUUUGGGUGUCUGAGCCAUUUGAAACGGUCUCCAUCUAGCAGAAGAGCCUCUGACUUCUCUAUGACUGACAGACCAGGGGCCCAGUGGACUCCAGGCAUGCUUAUGGGAAAUUUCUGAGAGGUCUUCUGUAGGCGGGUUCAGCACUGGACAGCUCCCGCCGAAGCCGGCUAGAAACCUUGGUCUAGCUUUUGCCUGCCCAGCUAUUCACACAAGCAGGGGUGAGCUGCCCUCCCCACCAAGCUCAAAACAUGCUGGUUGAUACUUAGAGGAAAUUGGGACUUUGCCAAUCCUCACGUAUUUCAGGGUUAAACUCACUGGGUUCCCUCGAAUCCUCCACUAACCAACAUGAGCUGGGACAGAACCAGCCCGUGUCCUGAGGAGCUGGGGCGUCAAGGCUGGAAAGCGAUUCCAACAAGACCGCUGGCGAUCUGAUCAGUCUGAUGGGCAUGCUGAGGUUCUCCGGGGGCCAGGCUGCAAGGAGCCCCACCGCUCCUCUGGCUUCCACACUUGUUGGUCCAUUCACACCGUCUUUUAGGACAGAGUUAGCUGAGCUGCCAUACCCUGCCUGGGUUUCCCUCACCGGAUGCAGGGCAGUUUUGUGCGGUGCCGUGUGCCACCCCGCACUUUGUUAGUACCUUUGGGAGAUAGGGGCCCCGUGCCGAUGCCAUGACACGUGCCGGAACACUAGAUGUUCCUGGUGCUUUUAGCAGGACUGAGAAGCUGGCCCCUGUGACCACCUGGGAAAACAGGACACCUGGGAGAGGUCACCAGGGAAACAGGGAGAGCAAGUGCCCCGAGCACUAUUUACAAGUGCUGAUCCCUGUCUAUACAUGUACACGCCAGACCUCUGUGUCCAUGGGACGAGAUUCCCCCCCUCACUCCUUUCUUUUCCUCACUCCUUCCCUUGGCCUGAAGUCAGUGGGAGUUUGUCCUGUGUGGGCCAAAGGGUGAAGGCGCAUCAUCCCUUAGGCUCCACGUCCCCCACCCCCAAUUCCUGCUUGUGUCCAGCUGUAUUUGUUCGUUCGUGAUCGUACUUGAGCUUCAUUUAACGCUGUGGUCCAGUCCAGUGCCUGGGCUGUGUGCGUGCUGAGUAAA
Messenger RNA from Dromiciops gliroides (monito del monte), 4265 nucleotides. It is a transcript of the gene CALCR, whose product is annotated as calcitonin receptor. The coding region runs from base 647 to 2047 and encodes 466 amino acids. Gene Ontology annotation, cellular component: plasma membrane; axon. The record is from RefSeq and is a predicted model, not a curated record. Gene Ontology annotation, biological process: adenylate cyclase-activating G protein-coupled receptor signaling pathway; cell surface receptor signaling pathway; positive regulation of cytosolic calcium ion concentration. The transcript has 13 exons. Gene Ontology annotation, molecular function: amylin receptor activity; calcitonin receptor activity. Lineage: Eukaryota; Metazoa; Chordata; Mammalia; Microbiotheria; Microbiotheriidae.